Molecule: messenger RNA, 1233 nt
Organism: Nomia melanderi (Alkali bee)
Lineage: Eukaryota; Metazoa; Arthropoda; Insecta; Hymenoptera; Halictidae
Source: RefSeq, a predicted model, not a curated record
UUUUGCGUCGCGCUGACAUCUACUGCCUUUUUCUGCUGCGCAUAUGUACUGUGUUAGUGGUUUGCAUUUUGGUGUUAUGCUUUUCAUUUCACAUCAAAAUACGUGAAUAAAUGACGAAUAUGCCGAAAUCUGUACCCGCAAGGUGGCUGGAUUAUAAACCUUUCGGGACGAUAAUAAAUGGUACAAAAAUUCUGCCGUUCAAAGUACCGCUGAAGGAGACUGUGUGUAACAAUUUGGAACCAGAACAACGAUUUACAACGUCGAUACUGGUGCAAGCGUUUCCGCGUCUCAAGUGUAUCGUAGACCUGACAAACACAGAUCGUUACUAUCACGGAAAGGAAUUCACAAGCCGUGGCAUCAGGUACGAGAAGAUUUGGGUCCGUGGGCGGGAAGUUCCCUCUAUGAAUGAGGUGAAAAAAUUCUUUAAAUUGAUGGAUGAUUUUUUAUCUACUAGUGCUGAAGAAGACAUUAUUGGUGUUCACUGCACACACGGUAUAAAUCGUUCUGGGUACCUUAUUUGUAGAUAUCUUGUGCAACAAUUAGGGUGGGACCCUGAGGAGUGUAUAAAAACGAAUAGAACGCCUGGUGGAAGUAGAUUACCACCAGGUCCACCGUCUCGGUUACCCAAACCAAAAAUGCCACCACCUCCUCCACCGCCGCCAUCUAGGUUGCGCCCAACUGUAUUAAGACGCCUCCAGACGCAAAAGCGCAAGCAGCAUAUAAGAAACAGUAUCGUGACGUUGAUUAAAAAUCGUUCUUCAAUUUUUAAACAAGACAGUCAGUCAAGUAGAUCAUUGCCAAAGCUACUGAAAGAACAAGAUUUCACAGUGGACACUUUCGAAGAGAAUUUACUGGCCAUUUCGGGCCACCCGCACAGACGACCGACGAAAGGGAGGUUUAGUCAAGCCAAGUGACGAUAUGUUGUUUAGGAGGCAUGAGAUUAAACGGACAAUGUCUCGUGUAAAUUGCCAUCGUCGAGAUUCGGGAAAUCUUGAUAGCUUAAUUGCGAAGGACAGACAGUUGGAAAACUAGAUAACUAUGACUGCUGACUAGUAUGAUAAUGAAACUUGCUUCGAUGUACAAGCUGGAGUUUGAAGUGGAAAGUGUGUGCUACGAUUGGUCAGAGUGCGAUUCGUGCCCCUCCUUCAGGUCCUUUUUCGUCCGUUCGCGUUCCUUGACACUAUUUUAAGAAUUAUAUUCAUCUUUAACAGAAUAAAGACAUUUUGUCGGUGA